CAAGCUUUCUCGGGUGAAAGGCCACGUUUUUUUUCAGUAUCCUUUAUUACUACCUAUUCUAUCUCUCUUUCUUUACCUCUUUUGUAUACUCUUGUGUAUUCAAACCAUAGCUUCCUUCUUUUUCUUAUUUGAAAAUGGAGCCGCUACGAACUGUGAUUGCUCGACUUUUUGCGGAUGCUCAUGAUAGUACUGCACUGAGUCUUCCUAUUAUUGAAGGAGAUUAUCAAGCUUAUAAUGGGUUGUUCAGUCGGAAACCUCAUAAACGACGACGAGUUCAUUUAUUACAUCCGGAUUUAGGUCAGGAUUUCGCUACCUAUGACAAUUCUAUGAUUCCUAUACCUCUCCAUACAAGUCACUUGGACUACGACGCUUUAGUAAACGAUUUUAUGCGAGCUACUCAAUAUGGCAAUUUGAGCGAACAAUUGAAAGUGAUCCUAUUGAAAUAUCGUGAACCACCUUUUUUGUUAACAAAGACGAUUCGAUUAUUGAAAUUUCUGCAUCAGUUACUUCUUGUCGUGCCGAUCACUCCUAGAACGAAUACUGCGAACAGACCUACUUCUAAUACUAUGACAACAGGUAUCCAUGCAUCAUCAUCAUCCAUGAAACCCUUUCCUCUUGGACAAGUAUUAGAGGAUUUAACAUUAACACUUUCCUUACGUACAACUUCCCAACAACAGCAACAACAACAACAACAACAACAGCCACAGCAACAGCAAAACAACAUCAUGAAUACUACAAUUAUUUAUUCUUCUUGGAUCAUCACUCUUCAAUUUAUGUUAUCUUGUUUACGUAAUCAUAGUCCUCAGCAUCUUUACAACGCUGGGGUGACAACUCCAGUUAUUCUAGGUAUCAUCAAACACAUUUUACUUGAGUUGACGAGAUUACCUCCCAAUAUCAACAACAACAGUGAUGAUAACAAUAUCAACAACAACAGUGAUGAUAACAAUAUAAAUGUUCUUCAAAAGACUUGCUUUGAAACUGGUCAAGAAAUUCUUGAAUUAUUUUUGGUCCGACCUGAUCAUCAUCAUCAUCAUCAUCAUCAUCAUUUGAUAACAAGUAAUGGCAAUAAUACUAUCAAUUCCAGCAAUAUCAGUCAUUCUACAAUGUAUAGUUCAUAUCCUACCACUAUUGGAACUGUUUCUUACUAUGAUGUGAUAUAUUCGUUCCCUGAACUUUAUGGACAUUUUUUAAAUGCUGCAGCACCUCCAUCAUCAACGACACCUCAGCCUUCCAUUAGUUAUGCAAACAUAUGGAAAAUGACAUUAAGAUAUAUGAUUCUCUCCAUUCAACAAGAACCACGACUCUUGGAACGUAUUCCUACUGCCAUUGCCAUCAAUAUCAUCAAACAUAUUUUACGAGAAAUCAAUACGUUACCCUCAAACCUCACUACGAUACAAGCUCAAUGUUUGAACAAAGGCAAAGAGUUGAUUAAUUUAUUGUUGAUUGGUCCUUCUGGGGAUGGUGUAGGAGUCGUGGAGUAUUACGAUAUAAUUCUAGCGUUGCCUGAUGUGUAUGGUCAUUUUCUAAGGGGUACAUUCGCACAAAGUGUUCAUUGGACGAUGGAAAAAUUUAUCAAUGAAUUAGGAAAGCGAAGACGUCAUUUAGCUUUCUUGAUGAUGCCACCAGAUGCCUCUUGGCCUUUGAUAUCUCAACUUAGUCGCCGACAUGAAUUCAAUGAUUUGACAACACGUACAAGUUACCAUAUGUUUGAAGGAGAUUUGAUUGAAUUUGUGAAAGAAGGCAACUCCACUAAUAUUGAAACCCAUUUCCGAGAUAUGUUAUUUCAACGUGCUUCCAUGGAUGAAUUUCGCCAAUUAGCAAUGUCUUUGACUCAAACCGGUUUGGAUACCACGUUGAUUCGAAAAGCCAUGGUAUCAAAAGUUCAUGAUGUGAUACAAUGUAUUCAACAUUAUAGUUCCACUGAAAAACGUGAUUUAUCAGAAGAGGAUCGUACGCCAUUCCAUACGUCAUCGGCUUAUAUGGUUCGUAGUGAAGAUAUUAAGAUGGUUAUUCCGGAUAAUAUCAACCUGUGGGAACUGAUGACAGAAACAGCUGAUCAAUUAUAUAGUUUUGUUGCAGCAGACUUCUUUUCUUAUAGUGAUAUCUUGCAGGAUUUUUACAAUUUGAUUUAUAACGAAGAAAACGAACCCUAUCCUGCAGGUACCAAGAAUCAUGUAAAUAAGGAUAAUUCUCUUGUGUGGUUGAUUUUGCAGUUAUUUUAUAUUGAUCGUGUAUCUACGAAUGUGAUUGAAAAGGAUUUCGAGAAAGAUGAACGGUUAUUCGAAAAAUUGGUCAAACUAUAUAAUGAGGAUCAAAUGAUGACCAAAGAUGGAUUUUCAUUGCGUGAUUUAUCACUUCAAUGCGCGAUUAACCAUCAGAAGGAUAACAUCAAGGAUAUUACCAACAUUAAACAACGUCAUCCAGGGGUAGCAGCUUCUUUACGUUAUGCGGGAUUAUGCUAUCAGAUUCAAGCUUAUUUUAGUAAUCAUUAUCAUAGCAAUAUCCCUACCAAUUCGACACUUUUCCAAAACAUGAAUCUACAAGAAAUGACGGUGGUAGCUUUAGAAAGCCAACUCAGACAAGAUAUCGUCCCUUAUGCAUUAUAUGUCUACCUUGUACCAACCAAACCAGAUAUCGGCACAUUAGGUCAUCCUGCAGCCACUUAUGUCAAAGGUGGUACUUUGAGUUACAAGUUACUUGAUCUCCUUAGUAUCAAUGCUAAACAUCGAUUAUUACAAGUGAUUUAUAAGAUGAUGUUGGAUAGUGAACUAGGACCUCGAUAUCAAGCCAAUACACCUAUGGCUCCAACAGCUGGUGCGACUGGAUCCCCUCAGCCAUCAACGCCGCAACCACCACGAAAUAAUUCACCUUCUAUUAUUACAUGUGUACCUCCCUAUGUUCUUGACGUUGUCUACAAAUUACUUUAUAGUGCACCAUGUUCUGCUGAACUCAUGAUCAAAGAGAUUUUUGACAAGCUACGACGAUGUGACAAACUGAUCAAACUUCGACAUAGCAACAGUAAUCAUCCAUCAUUAGACUCAACCACAGCUACCACGAAAAGCGAUAUACCCCUCCCUGAUCAAACUAUGCGAUGGAUGCAUACGAUGCUUCAAUUGAUCAAUUAUCGUUUUAUUCGAUUCUUGAAAUAUUCGCCACUUUCUGCUGGUAUGUUCCAUUACGUCCGUUAUUCUAUCUCUUAUUUGGAACAUCGUCAAGUAUAUCAAGUCUUGGAAUCUUUUGUUCUGAACACAACGCGAUCACAAGUUGAUGUCAAACUCCUUCGGUCUUUGGAUGAUCCUAAUCGAGAAAAAUCCAUAUGGUUUGCAGAGUCUGAAAAACUGGCCAGGGCAAUGGUUUGUAACAUUGCUAGGCUUAUUAAAACAAGAGGUCAAGCUGAUAUAAAAACAGAGCAAAUCCAUCGUGUACUAUCUCAUUUAUACGAAUAUCGACUAAAAUGGUCGCCAGAAACAAUGCAGUACUUCCCUGAAGCGGUGCAAUCCUUUUAUAGAUUAGAGGAAGAAAAUGGUGUUACCAAUCCGCAACAACAGCCAUCAAAAUCAACAUCAAUACGCCCAUCAGUUGCUAUGGCGACGAUCAACCCAUUUGUUACAUCAAAUCAAGCAUUUAUUCACUUUUUACAACAAGGCAUUACCGAUAAUGAACGUGGUUUAUUGCAUUACUUCUCGACUUUGGAACAUCAUUCGCUUAUUCUAUGUUUAUUAUGGUUGUUUGGAUUUAUGAGAUCCUCCAUGGAUGUCUUUCAUAUGCCAAGUGUUCGAAAGCUAUUGCUGUUAAUACCACCAUCUAGAAUGUCUACUUGUGUUAUCGACUUUGUAGACUUUAUGUUAUCGAUAGAUUAUUCACAUACUACAUUGGCUUUGCCUUUUCAAUUGUUGGAUACGAUGAUAUGGAAACAUCAAUGGGUGAAUUUUAAUGAUGUGAUCUUGGCAUUACUCAAUGGUAACAAUACUGGCGAACGAGCUAUCAAAUCAUUCCAAUUUGUUCGUUAUCUUUUACUCCAAUCCAAUGAACUUGAGCAACGUGUAACCAAAUGGGAUUCCUUAAAAUUCAGCUCAAGACCAUGGACAGAGGAAAAUGGGUACGAUAAACUGGUAGAGUAUCAUCAAGCGUAUCCUGAAUAUUAUGAAUUUGAAGCAUUUGCUAAAAACAAUGGUCAAACUACCAAUCCUCUUUUGGAUCCUCCUUUACAAACUGCUAUGCCUAUCUAUCACACCAACGUCAUCAUCGAUUUUGUUACUUGUUUGGAAACUACCAUCUCACAUCUCAUUGAACACAAUCAGCCUUCACUUCUUGCAGAUAUUUUAGACAAGUAUGGCCAUCUCUUCCGUCACCAUCAAUACCCUCUCUCCUUUGUAUGCAAUAUCCUUUUGUAUUAUUAUUCUGCACAUACCAUUCGAGACCAUCCUUUGAUCGUGAAACGUAUUGCUAGAUUACUUGAUUUCGAUCAAUACGAUAUUGCUCCUGAAGCCAUUGCUUAUGUGAUGGAUGACAAUGCCGAUGGUCAUCAGUUUAAUGCUAGUUAUUUCGAUCGUGUUAUCUACAAAUUGUCUGGGAAUUUGAAUCCUCAAAAGUGUGCACCAAGAACAAAAUCCAGUCUUCCAGAGCGACAUUUCCGAGAAAUUGGUAGCCCAGCGAUUGAAGGCCUUUCAACUGCUAUUUUAGAAGUCAUGUUGACACCUGUUAAGCCUGAUAAUGUGAUCAAGCAUAUAUUGAACUUAACAUUACUUCGUGAAUCGCAUUAUGUGGGUGUAUCUGCUUUAUCUAUCCAUGCUGUGGGUUUACUUAUCUCAUCCUUACCGCCUGAAGCCUUUUUACGACCUGUUUUUGAAGAAUUGAAUCGAACUAUCAUGAUGGAUGCUAGCUUACUUGAGGUGUCUGAACCUUGUCGUUUGAUUCGCUGUAGUGUACCUAAACGAGCCAAUGGAAAAUAUGUCAUGUCUCAAUCACUACCUGAUUUGACAACUACUGCAGUAUUAAAGGAUUCAAUGAGCGCAAGAUUCCGUAAAGCCAUGAUGUUCCCUUAUAUCUUCAAUGAUUAUACCUUUAACCUUCACAACUAUAGCACCAAUGUUCCUAACACCUUCUUGACUUUAUUCCAUAGUAUUUUACAUUAUUCUAGUCUGGAUGGAUUUACUCUCUUUUUGGAAUAUUUGCGUUCCUUACGCGUUUCUGGAAAUUUACGCACUGAUGUUCAAUUACUUUAUGUCUGCUUCCUUCUUGGCCCUGCUUUGCAUCGUAUUGAAAAAUUGGAAACCACUGAUGCAGAGUUCAUGAUCGAACUGAUGAACAUUGUUAAACAAGUAACAGCUCAUAUGGAUAUGAAGGAUGGUUGGGUGACUCAGGCUCUUGAACAAGUAUUUGACUUUUUGUACCAUAUCAGAGCUCGAUUUGUCAAAUCACCUGAAUUAUCUAAUCAAUUGCGAGUAAUCAUCAAAUCAAUGAAUCCUCCUAUCUCUCAUCGAUUAUUACGACUAGUUACAUAGAUAAUGAUUUCUCUUUAAGCCUCUGUAGAAAAUAAAACAAUAAAACACUAUAUCAUCGUUU
Molecule: messenger RNA, 5565 nt
Organism: Halteromyces radiatus
Lineage: Eukaryota; Fungi; Mucoromycota; Mucoromycetes; Mucorales; Cunninghamellaceae
Product: mediator complex subunit 23-domain-containing protein
Exons: 22
Coding region: 135-5504 (1789 amino acids)
Biological process (GO): regulation of transcription by RNA polymerase II; positive regulation of gene expression
Cellular component (GO): transcription regulator complex; mediator complex
Source: RefSeq, a predicted model, not a curated record